Oikopleura dioica is the source of this 2277-nucleotide messenger RNA. Lineage: Eukaryota; Metazoa; Chordata; Appendicularia; Copelata; Oikopleuridae. The record is from the annotation of a GenBank genome assembly.
AUGAUUCACGAUGGAAAGAGACACAAUCGACUUGUAAUUGGAUUAAUUUUUUUGUUAAUUUUGACGUUUGUUUAUCAAAUUUUAUUUUUUGAAGAGAAAAAAAUUGUUUCCGGGGCAGAAGAAUAUGAUAAGCUAGAAGCGGAAAACGAGCUUCUCUCGGCGAAAAUCCUGUUAAUUGAAAAAGAGCUUUCGCAGCGAGAAGCGGACUUGAGCAGCGAUGAGCGUACUAUUUCCACGUUGCGUGACCAAAUCGACUUUCUCAAAAAUAACAUCGGCGUGGAGGAGCUGUUAAAACACAAGGCGGAGAAAGAAGUUUUGGGAAGAAUGAACCGCCCUCCUUUUCCGAAAACGCUGACGGACGAAGAAUGGGAAAAAAUCGAAGAAGACGACGAAAUCGAAGCAGAAAUCGAAGAAGUUUUCGAAGACGAGGACGAUUUCGAUGAGUCAUCUUCGUCAGAUAUUCCUGAAAAUUGUCCGCUGAGUGAAAAAUAUACAGAAAAAGAAUUCAGCCUUGACCCUUUGAAGGCGAAAUAUCCAACGAGAAAUGACAAGUUUUUAACGACGGUUUUGAUGAAUGGGCCGAACAAUCAACUUGUUGGACUGAGGGAGACGAUUUUUAUGGCAAUAAAAUUGAAUCGCUCGUAUAUUCUCCCAAAAUUUUUCAAACACGACCACGCAGAUCCAACCUCAGUCAAAGACCCUUACGCUGAAGUCUCUCCAAGUUUCCGCAUUUCGCCUUCGAAGAUGAAAGGUCUAAUCAACGUUCAUCCUUUUUCCGACAUUCCCGACGUCUGCGAGGAUCAUCAAAUAAGCGUUUUUUAUCAAUUAAAAAUCGGGCUUGGAGCGACAAAUUCUGGCCGACUUUUGAGGACUUGCAGAAACAUCGAUUGCCAAGUUGAUGAUCUCGACUGCGAAACGACAGAAUCUCACUGUAUCGAAGACAUAGCCCUGCCGCUUAUUCCGGAGAAGAAACCAAGGGGGCGAUUUGGACAAGAUGGAAACUUUACAACAUUCCAGUCACUGUAUGAUACUGAUCACAGUUGUGCCCUGAUUGGUUUCCCUUACAUGGACAUCAACUUCGCCAAGAAUAUCUUCAACGAGAAAAUCCUCCCCGAAGAUCGACAACUCAUGGUCGACAUCAUCAAAGCAACCGGACGACCAACACAUAUCGAGGAAGUUGCCGACCUUUUUGUCAAAGAAUUCAUUAACGAUUCCGGCUACGUGGCCCUCCACUGGAGAUACAACGAUGAUGACUGGUGGCACGGAGGAUGCGACAUUGAUGCAGGAGUAUUCAGAGACGGAAACGGGGAUUUGGAGCAAAAGGGGCCGAAAUUAUGCAAGCAGCUCUCGUUAAUGCGCAAUCCGAAGAUUUUCGCGAAACAAAUCGACACUUACUUGUCACGUGGUCUUGAAUCUACGACCCAAAAUAUCAAACGCGAAUGUGGAUUUACCAUGGCGAUGAGUUACGAGGAAGCAGCUGCGAAAUUGCGAAAACGACUCGGAUAUAAUCAUUCAAAGCUCACGAUGAAGAUUGAGGCGAUGACUCGAGGUCGAGGAGAAACAAUCAGCGAAGCUUACUCACGGCUGAUGAACUUGCUCAGCUCAUCCGGAUCCGUUUACGAAAAUCUCCCUGAGGAAGCGCAAAAACAGUUGAUCCGAACGUCAUUGAAAAGGAUUCUCCGGCCACAAGAGUACCAGCAGUUCUUCACCGUUUGGAUCAGCCAUCAGAUGACCACUUCUCUGGCGGAAAUCGCAGACAUACUGGCGUUGCUGGAAGGAAGUUGGACGGUCAGCGAGCCUAUCAAUGAUCCUGAUACCCUUGGCUACGACUUGAAUGCGGCCUACCGAGACAUCAAAUGCCAUCUCUGCUCUGGACCACAUUUCCUCAAGGACUGCGACACUAUUUAUAUCGCAACACCUCCAUCAGAAGCCGAUCUCAUCAAAAAUAUGCGAAAAGAACUCAAAAUCAUCAACCCCGAAAUUACCGUUCUUAUGCAGUCUGAGCUCGAUCCUUUUGUCAGAAAAUUUUACAAGAAAAAUAAUUGUGGAGACCUGAAAGAUGAAUUUUGGGAAAUUUUAUCGCUCGUCGAGCUGGAGACAUGCUUGAAAGCUUCCGUCUUUUUGGGCUCGCAAGGCUCCAGUUGGAGCAAAAACACAAACAUCGAAAGAAGAAUCCACGGUGUCAAUUUCGCGGAUGCGUCCAAUGAAGUCAUCAUGCCUAAUUUAUCCGAUCUGCAUAAUUUCAGCAGCUUGGAAAUGCAAAAAUCGGAAGUUUGA